UUAUUUUGAUAACUUUGUCUGCACCACCAGCACAAAAGAAAUUGUCUGGUGCUGCUUUCCGAAAGAAAAGAAGGCUCCAAGAAGAAGACACAUCUAAGAUGGCUGGAUCAUUAAAUAGGUUCUUUAAACCUGAUUCAGUACAAAAAGUUGUAAACGAAAUGGAGUGCAAAAGUAAUGAAAAUCGUAAAACUGUAGACGUUGAACAACACCCUUCUACCUCACCUAUGGGCGAACAGUCUUUGGGUAUAGAAAGUGAUACAAACACAGAGGAAGAGAGUUCACAGAAAUCAGCAUCAUCAUCAGAAGAUGAAAAUGGAAAAC
Messenger RNA from Pelobates cultripes (western spadefoot toad), 321 nucleotides. The record is from the annotation of a GenBank genome assembly. NCBI's taxonomy places the organism in Eukaryota, Metazoa, Chordata, Amphibia, Anura, Pelobatidae.